Messenger RNA from Ornithodoros turicata, 3240 nucleotides. RefSeq names its product DNA helicase MCM9-like. Lineage: Eukaryota; Metazoa; Arthropoda; Arachnida; Ixodida; Argasidae. The record is from RefSeq and is a predicted model, not a curated record. Bases 239 to 3154 code for a protein of 971 amino acids. The transcript has 18 exons. Gene Ontology annotation, biological process: double-strand break repair via homologous recombination. Gene Ontology annotation, cellular component: nucleus; MCM complex. Gene Ontology annotation, molecular function: ATP binding; single-stranded DNA binding; single-stranded DNA helicase activity.
UCGAAAUUCGAUGUUUUCGCGGGUUUCGCUUUGCUUUAUUUCUCUGUAACACUAUUUUGUGUCUUGCACUUCAUAAGCUUCUAUGAAUAUUGAACCUUACUGUUAGUUUACAUGUGGGCUAUUUACGGAUUUAACAAGUGAGAUGUGACAGAAAAGAUCGCCUGUUAACACCUUCUUUAGGCCAAUAUCAGACAUGCUGUGAUCCGAUUAGGAACUCUGAGGAGCUGGAAAGCAAAAUAUGUCGGCGUUAUCGCCAACAGACAGGUCUCAUUUUGAGCUACUCAAGACGUAUCUGCUAGAAACCUGCAGCAAUGAUCUUGCGGCCGUGCUAGCAGCUGAUGAUGUUCGACGACACUACUCAAUAUAUGCAGGAUGCAUGACUCUGAUGGACCUCAGUGUGGAAUUUGGAGAGGCAUUGAUUAGUGACCCAUUGAAGAUACUAAAUUUAAUGGACAUGGCAGCUUCCUCGGCACAUCAGGAACUCUACGACCUAUCGGAAACAAAGGAGAAGUUGUGCCUUAAGGACCAUUUGCACAUGCGUUUGGUGAACCUUCCCCAUUUCAUUCGAACAACUUCGCUGCCAAGAUGCUUAAAUGUUGCAAAAUUUCAAGCAAUCUCAGGUACUGUACUUCGUGCUACCACCAUGAAAGUUCUUGAAUACCAAAAGGAGCACAUGUGCAGCAAGUGCGGGUACACAUUCAUGAUCGAAGCAAAUGUUCAGAUGUACUACUCUUAUUCUAUGCCUACGCUGUGCCCCAGUGAAGCUGGUUGCAAUGGAACAAGGUUCACACCAACCGCAAAAGUUACUGACUUGUCACACUGCAGAGACUAUCAAGAAAUUCUUGUGCAAGAGAAGGUGAAUAAUAUAGCUGUAGGGAUCAUACCUGGCCACAUGUGGGUGAUCCUGGAAGACGAUCUAGUGGACUCGUGCAAGCCAGGACAGGAUGUCCUGAUAAGUGGAGUAGUGCUCGUCAGACAACACCGGUUUUCUCGAGGCCAACGACCAGGUUCCAGCUUCGUGUUUCGUGCCCAUAACGUUGAAGUUGCACAAGCACAGUGUACUUCAACGGAAGUGUCGGCUGAAUUAAGGAAAGAAUUUGAAGAGUUUUGGCAAAGCCACAGGCAGUUCCCACUCGUGGGCAGAAACAAAAUUCUGUGCAGUGUCUGUCCUCAAGUGUAUGGUCUUUUCCUCGUGAAGCUGGCAGUCGCUCUGGUGCUUGCAGGAGGGGUGCGGCGAACCGCUGACAAUGGAACGAAGAUUCGAGGGGAAUCUCACCUUCUAUUGGUUGGUGAUCCAGGGACUGCAAAGUCUCAAUUUCUCAAGUACGCUUCGAAGAUGAGCUCCCGUUCCGUCCUCACAACUGGCAUUGGGAGUACUAGUGCUGGGCUUACAGCUGCUGCAGUGAAGGAUGGGUCUGAGUGGCAGCUAGAAGCCGGUGCACUGGUGUUGGCCGACGGAGGGCUUUGCUGUAUCGAUGAAUUUAACGGUAUCAGAGAGCAUGACCGUGGAAGCAUCCAUGAAGCAAUGGAGCAGCAAACACUGAGCAUCGCUAAGGCUGGUAUUGUGAGCAAGCUGAGCACCCGCUGCUCUGUCCUGGCGGCUACAAAUCCAAAGGGCUCCUGCUCGGCAAGUGGUGAAUUAGAUGUGAACAUUGGUAUUGCAAGUCCGCUAUUGAGUCGUUUUGACCUAGUGCUAGUUCUACAAGACACACGUAGUGAAGACUGGGAUCGUUUAGUGUCCUCGUUCCUUCUAUCUGGUCAUGACCCCCUCCAGGAACACAAAGAUGAUGGCUUGUGGAGCAUUAGCAAGAUGAGAUGCUAUUUUGCAAUGAUCAAAGCUCUAAACCCAGUGCUGACAGACGACGCUAAAAGCAUUCUGCAAGAAUAUUACCAACGCCAGAGAAGAGCGUCGGAACGUAGUGCUGCUCGAACGACCAUACGUCUCCUGGAAAGCUUGAUCAGGCUCUCCCAAGCUCAUGCCAGGUUAAUGUUCCGAGAAGAAGUGACUGCUCAAGAUGCUGUAGUUGCUGUAACGCUUGUGGAGUCAUCGAUGCAGCGAUCGGCUCUCAUACAGAACAUCGACACUCUGCACACUAGAUUUGCUAUAGAUCCAGAGUUGGACUACGAGGAACAAGCUAAAACAAUCCUAACCGAACUUGGAUUACACAAGGAGUUGAAAAAAGCGCUUGACCGCUGCAGCGCGGAUGACCCAUAUCCGCCUGACAGAACGGGCGGAAAGUUGUCGCAACCACAUUCAGCCCACACAGGCAAUAUAUGUGCAGGGAAGAAAGAAGAGAACCCAAAACGUUUGUUACAAUCAUGUUUUGAAGGUAAGGAAAAUGAGACGCCUGCGAACCAGGGGACAGGGAGGCUGUUGCAGCUGAUGAACAAAAACUUGACAUCCAAGCAAGACCCUGUCUAUAAGCCAGCCUCUGAAGAUACAGCAGUCGAUGUUUUGGAACAGAGGCAUAAUGGACAUUGCAGUAGUGACAACCCAAGUGCUGCAGUGUCUAGUGACGUGCCAGAGUGCGCUGAAACUAACAUUGGACCUUCCACUGCGUUUCGCCUCGAAAAAUCUUCCCCACAAAGAGCAGAGUCAAGGAGCAAGGCCAGCAAUGUAAAAGAAAUGUUAAAAUCGUUUUCGUUUAAGCGUACAUCUCCAGGACAACAUCGGAACAAUGUGACAAGCAUCAUUAGCAAGGAUGCGAGCAACUUAACACAGAGUGACAAUGUUGUUCACCCUGUUCAAGAUGAUCAAAAUGAUGUUGCUGUAAAAGUGCCAGCACCUGUUCCCGAUUGUGCACCCACAACCUCGAAGGCGUCGAGCAUGGCUGAGAAGUUCGAACGAUUCAGGUGCAUUCCGAGGGAAAGGACAAAUAAUGGUUGUGCUGGCCCUUCAAACCAGAGCAUACAAAGUGUGAAUAAUAACUCCAGCAGUAAUGGUUCCAACAAUGCUUCCAGAAAGGCUAAUGCAAAGAACACUUCGGUGAGUGACUGUGUCAGAACUUCAGCGUCGGGUUCAAAUUCAGAAACUUCGAAGCUGCAAAAAUUGUUUGAUGUUGGACAGGGACUGUGUAGCGAAGAAGACAUGUUCGAUGAUUGGGAGUGGGAAGUUGAUCUUUCCGUUCCGUAUAAAAGACAGAAAAGAAAGUGACAGUUGGCAUUCCUUAUCGUUGUUUUUGUUAUAUUGUUUGUUAGUAUUUUAUAAGACUAUUGCAAUAAAUUAUUUUAAAAAGUACA